AUGGUUGGAAAAGUCAGCGAAAGAGUCCUCCUGCGGGAAGGUCUUGAGAGGACUGACAAUGGCAUGAAGCUGACGACAUGGCCUGAUGUCACCCCGAUUAAUCAGAAAAACUACUACACUGAUUACAUGAAGCGCGAUGACCAAAUCCUCGCCCUCCGCCUCCAGAGCGAUGCCACCCGAGAUCGACUAGUACAAAGUGCUCGAGACCGAGAUCGCGCUCUAUCCAAGACUGCCAAUGGGGAGUUACCACUUCCUGUCGCAGAUCUCCCUGACGAAGAUGGUGCUACAACACCUUCGGCUGGCCUGGAUCCCUCAAGGGUCAUUGUGAUCCACCCCGGCAGUCAAAAUCUUCGAAUAGGCUUUGCGAGCGAUGCCCUCCCAAAGACAAUUCCGAUGACACUAGCGACCAAGUUUCCCCAGACCGAAUCCGAGAUGUACGAGGCCCUACCACGACGACAGUUCGAGGCCAAGACCCCCGACCAACAGUACGGAGAAGAGUGGUCAAAGAAAUAUAACAAGAUGUGCAAUGACCUCAAGGUUGAAAUGCGAGCCAACAAGCGCAAAGUCCUGCCCAACUCGAAGGAACUUGUUCAGACUUUCAACCGUCGUACCGAACCCGAAGUUAUCCAGAAGCACAACGACCCUCUUGAGAUCGAAUGGACUGAUAUCGAAACACUUGAUGACCCCAAGUCAUUAGCUUCGUGCUUUAUUGGACACCAAGCGGAGCGUGUUCCCGACGACUCGAAUCCCAAAUUCAAGCUUUGGUGGCCUAUACAGCAUGGACAGUGGAACGAAGAUGGAUAUACAAGUCAGGAGCAUAUGUAUGAUGAUUUCGAAACAUUGCUCGACAAGGCAUUGAGGCAAGAGCUUGGAUUGAAGACAAACAGCGAAUGGCAACAGUACAGCUGCGUGUUUGUCAUUCCCGACUUAUACGACAAGAAAUACGUGGAGCAAAUCCUGCGAUCGUGCAUGACCUGGUUCGAAUUCUCUAGGGUGUGUUUCGUCCAGGAAGGAAUGGCUGCGACUUUUGGUGCCGGAUACACACAAGCCUGUGUUGUCGAUGUGGGAGCUCAGAAGACAGCCGUGACCUGUGUGGAAGACGGUCUUGUCAUCGAGGAUUCAAGGAUCAACCUGAAAUAUGGAGGCUACGAUAUCACCGAUACAUUCCUGAAAAUGAUGCUUUACGACAACUUUCCUUAUCAGGACAUGAACCUGCGACGACGAUACGAUUUCCUUCUUGCUGAAGAGCUGAAGAUUAAGCACUGCACCAUGUCACAAGCAGAUAUUUCUGUCCAACUCUUCAACUUCCAUGUCCGGGCACCUAACCAACCAACGCGGAAAUACGCUUUCAAGACAUAUGAUGAGGUCAUUCUUGCCCCGAUGGGAGUGUACGACCCAGCCAUCUUCGACAACAGCGCCAAGUUAAGGGGACGGCGUAAGCUGGUCGAGAGAUCUUACAACGCCUACGACGUUGAUAUUCCAGACGAUCCCACAUCUGCCGCCCAAUUAGCGAUUCUAGCACUCGUCCAGCCGUCGAUAACAUCCAACGCCAAUGGCUUUACACUGUCACAGCCCGAUAUCUCAACACCUAUCAAAGAGAACAAACAAUUCAACUUCCUCGGAGCAAAGGAGGGUAUGACCAACGGAACUCCCAUGGGUUCUCAUGCCGGAUCUCCUGCACCGGAGGGCGCCAACACGCCGCUUCCAUAUGUCUUCGGCAAGGACAGGGAGGGUGUGAACGGAGGUAGCCCAGCGCCCAACGGUUCUCGUGCUGGUGGAACUCCUAAUCCCGGACAAACACAGCCGCCAGCAGGCAUGUUUGUCGAUGCUGCUGCUCGAACCGCCAAAUCCAUGGCCGCUGAGCGAGACGCCGUGCUACCGGUCGCUCCUCUCGACAUUGCCAUUCUCACAAGUAUUCAGAACGCCGCUAAGGGCGAUGAGAAGAAGCUGCGAGACUUACUUGGAAGUAUCAUGGUUAUUGGAGGUGGCGCUAAGAUUCCUCACUUUACGGUUGUCCUGGAGGAGAAGAUCAAGGCCCGACGACCCGAACUGAGCGAUCGAAUCCUCGUGAGUCGAAGCGCGAGAGAUAUGGACGAACAAGUGGUCACCUGGAAAGGUGCCAGUGUGUUUGCUAAGCUGUCGACCAACGACUCAUGGAUUACACCUUUCGAAUUUGAGAGGCUAGGUGCCAGGACUCUUCACCACAAGGUGCUCUGGGCUUGUCGUAGACAGAAGCUUAUAGGUUGGGGUGAAAAGCCGCUCGAUAUAUGUAGCCCAGCUCUGGCAUCCAUUUCAUCACAUCCAUCGAUCGCGCUUAGCACCACUACGUCAACAUUUCGCGUGCCCAAAUACCAGUUUAUUUUGUGUCUGCAAUGUGAUAUCCCUCCUCUUUCUGAACAACAAUCGUUCCGAAAGAACCCCGCCAUGUUGCGAUAUCUACCAUUUGCGCCGUCGACGACGCCUCUACAGGCAUUGACGUACCUUCUCGGCAUAUCGCUCUUCUCGAUCUCCUUUCUUGUCUUUUUGAACAGCUCUGUUUCUUUUGUUAUUACCGACUUGAUUGGGCAGAAGGAGGGCGUUGGUGAUGUCGUGGGAACCCUUGGCUUCGUCGAUGAGCUUGUUGCACUUGUCGCUUGUCCAGGAUGGGGUCUUGUGUCGGAUCGUCUGGGUGUUAGAUGGGUUGCUGUUAUUGGAUACGCGAUAAUUGGUGUAUCGCUGGCUCUGUUUGUGCAGGCGAAGACUGUAUAUCCGCAAUUGUUGCUGGCUCGCGUGUUAUUCGCAAUCGGCGCAUCUGCAGCGGCUACAAUGGUAACUGCGAUACUACCAUCUUUGACGGACGAUAGCAACGACGAGGAGGAUGAAGCCCAAGCUAGAAUCAAGGCUCUUCAGCAUGCGACAGCCCGAAGCAGCAUUGCAUUCUCUGUAGAAUCCGAAGCGACAAUCACCCAAGAACGAUACACACAGUCGAUUUCUGAGCCGAGCACAACAGAUACUGCCGAUACUGCGGCAGGAAGACCAUCCAAGCUAGCAGGAUUCGUUGGACUGUUUACUGGAUGCGGUGCGCUUGUCGCACUGACGCUGUUCCUCCCACUCCCGGCGCGAUUUGGCGAGAAUAAGGAUACUACACCCGCUGAAGCGGUCUCUUAUAGCUUCUAUAUUGUUGCGCUUGUCGCAUUGGCCGUGUCUAUCUUUGUUGCGAUCGGUCUGCGCAACAUCAAAGGUGAGGAGGGCAAGGGUUGGAGGACGCUCUUUGGUCUGAAGAACGAGGACGAAUCAAGCGAUGGAAACGGUCGUGAGCGACGUAAGCUUGCGCCCUAUCUCCAUCUCAUGAAAGACUCAGUCUUCCUUGGCUUCGUUGAUUCACGAAUCGGACUUGGCUAUGUUGGCGGCUUCGUUGCUCGAGCUUCAAGCGUUGCUAUCUCACUCUUCAUCCCUCUGUAUGUCAACACGUUUUACAUCAGCAACGGUUUCUGCAAAGGCUCACCACACGAUUCGUCACCCGAGCUCAAGGAGGAGUGUAGAGCUGCAUAUGUCCUGUCUUCCAUCCUUACUGGUGUGGCGCAACUGAUGGGCCUCAUCUGCGCUCCUAUCUUCGGAUACCUUGCUAGUCGAACUGGUCGUAUCAACUAUCCUAUCGUCGUCUCAACCGUCUUUGGUAUUGCAGGCUACAUCGCCCUUCCGCAACUCUCCAGUCCUGAAAUCAAGGACGUAGACGGCCGAGGCGGUAGCCCAGCAAUCUUUUUUAUUGUAUCGCUCCUCGGUAUCAGCCAGAUCGGCGCUAUCGUUUGCAGCCUUGGUUCUCUUGGCCGUGGAAUUCUCGCAGUUGAGCUGCCUCGAACCGCCCGUCCUGAAAGCCUGCUCCAGCCAGAAGAGUAUGAAUCAGCCAACGAUGAGAGCCGGCCUCUCAUCAGCAUCACAACAGACCAAGAGUCAGUCUCUCGUAUUCGCCUCAAGGGCUCUAUUGCAGGCGUGUAUUCAUUGUAUGGUGGCUUUGCCAUCUUGCUACUUACUAAGCUGGGGGGCUCUCUCUUUGACAAACUCUCCAACGGGGCGCCUUUCUACAUGAUGGCCAUUUUUAACGCUGUUUUGCUGGCAUUCUCUCUUGGAAUGGAUGCUUCGCACACAUUUUCACAUCGGGUGUAA
Fusarium redolens is the source of this 4143-nucleotide messenger RNA. RefSeq lists its product as uncharacterized. Gene Ontology annotation, biological process: transmembrane transport. The transcript has 7 exons. The coding region runs from base 1 to 4143 and encodes 1380 amino acids. NCBI's taxonomy places the organism in Eukaryota, Fungi, Ascomycota, Sordariomycetes, Hypocreales, Nectriaceae. Gene Ontology annotation, molecular function: transmembrane transporter activity. The record is from RefSeq and is a predicted model, not a curated record.